Messenger RNA from Salarias fasciatus (jewelled blenny), 4261 nucleotides. It is a transcript of the gene rgl3b, whose product is annotated as ral guanine nucleotide dissociation stimulator-like 1. The record is from RefSeq and is a predicted model, not a curated record. Bases 324 to 2576 code for a protein of 750 amino acids. Lineage: Eukaryota; Metazoa; Chordata; Actinopteri; Blenniiformes; Blenniidae. Gene Ontology annotation, biological process: Ras protein signal transduction. The transcript has 17 exons. Gene Ontology annotation, cellular component: plasma membrane. Gene Ontology annotation, molecular function: guanyl-nucleotide exchange factor activity.
CUCUCAGAUCGUCUCUUCAGUCUCAGCAGAACUUUGUUUCUCGGUUAUUUGUUAAAGAAGAAGAAGAUCUUGUGGAUUAACUGGACUCAGAUCGACCUUUUUGUUUUAUUUCUAUUCAGACGCGAAAUGUAGAGAGAAAAAAAACAAACAAACCAAACAAAGCAGAAGCAGUGGUUUUUACUUGUAAUCCAGCUGCGUGAAUGUAAUCCCAGGGUCUGCUGUGUUUCUGCGAUGUUCCCGUGAUGAAGCCUUGACCGGAGGAUUUCCUCUCGGUGGGAUUCUGGGUCCGAGCGGGGAUGAAGAGACGCUCCUGAAGAGACGAGAUGGGGAAAUGGGAGCUGACUAUGAACCCGGUGCAGGAGUGGGGCGAGGAGGUGGAGGACGGGGCGGUGUACGGCGUCACGCUGCGCCGGGAGCCCGUCCCGCCCUCGCCCGGUGAGGCCGACUCCGGCCCCGGCUCGGCCUUCAUCCAGUACCGGACCACCAAGGUGCGGCGGCUGAAGGCGGCGUCGCCGGGCCGCCUGGUCAGCCACCUGCUGGACGGCAGCUGCCAGGAGCAGGACUACGGCAAGAUGCUGCUCUCCACCUACCGCACCUUCACCAGCACCGCCCAGCUCAUAGAGAUGCUCUUCCAGAGAGACUGCGCCUUCUCAGAUCUGGAACACAGCGAGUGCUACAGCAGCCCCCUGCUGGCCUUCGUCCAGACCUGGCUGGACGAGUACAGCGAGGACUUCAGGGACCCCCCGCUGCACCCGGCGCUCCACCUGCUCCUGGACCACCUGCGGAUCAGUUCGGCCGUGCACGACCACAUGCGCAGCCAGCCCAACUUCUGCUCGCUGGCGGGACAGGCCGAGGAUCUGCUGAAGAAGCUGCAGAGAGAAGACGUGGCUCCAGACGUCGGCUCUGCUUCAGCGGAUCCAGCUGAAACUUCGGUUUCUGAAAACUCUCCAAACCAAAGCGGUGUGAUGGAUUUCUCUGCCACGACUGUCGCUGAGCAGCUCACCCAGAUCGACGCUGCUCUGUUCGUCAGGGUGGUGCCGUUCCAGUGUCUGGGCUGCGUCUGGUCUCAGCGGGACAAGAAGGAGAACAUGUCUCCCACCAUCCGGGCCACCGUGGCUCAGUUCAACGCCGUCACCAGCCACGUCAUCGCCUCGCUGCUGUGCCCGCCCUCCGACCCCGCCCCCACCGGCCCCGCCACCGCCUCCCGCUCGCCGCCCACCUCGCCCUUGCUGAGGGCUCGGAUCAUCGAGCGGUGGAUCAAGGUGGCUCAGGAAUGCCGCCGCCUGAAGAACUUCUCCUCCCUGCGGGCCAUCCUGUCGGCGCUGCAGUCCAACGCAGUGUACCGGCUGAGGAAGACCUGGGCCGCGGUCAGCAGGGAAAGCAUGGCCGCCUUCGAAAACCUGUGGGAGACUUUCCCCGACGAGAACUGCGUCUUGACCAACAAGGAGCUCCUGGUGGAGGACGGAGGCCAAACGACGGUGGACGACGUGUCUCCCAAGAUGUCCAAACGCUGUCCGCUCCCCAGGCAGAUGAGCUCCUCCAGCGGCGUGGUUCCCUACCUGGGCACGUACCUGACCGUGCUCACCAUGCUGGACACGGCGCUGCCCGACACGCUGGAGGGCGGACUCAUAAACUUUGAGAAGAGGAGGAGGGAGUUCGACGUCCUCUCGCAGAUCCGGGCGCUGCAGGCCUCCUGCUCCCUGUACAGCCUGCCGCUCCACCACCGCGUCGCCGCCUGGCUGCAGGAACACAAGCUGCUCAGCGAUCAGGAGAGCUACGAGCUGUCCAGGCAGCUGGAGCCGCCCGUCGACCUCUGCUCCCCGGCCUCCUGGAGCCACCGCACGCUCACCAAGAAGCUGUCCUCCCUCCUGACUGUGACGGACGGAGCGAAGAAGCUUCCGUCCGACCAGAUCAGCGUCUCCUCCUCCGGAUCCAGCGGCUCGGAGAUGGACGAGGCGGCCGGCUCCAUCAGGAUGAGGUCCUUCCACAGCUCCUGCACCAACGUGUCCGAGGCCUUCUCCUCCACCUCCUCCUCCUGCUCCUCCUCCUCAGCUGCUUCGUCUUCAGACUCGCCGACUCCCCCCACCACCACCACCACCUCCUCCUCCUCAGACGCCGGUCCUGCGGCGGCCUCGCCGGCGUCCCGCGGCGAUGGCGGCAGCGGCGGCGGCGUGCGGCCCAAACCUCAGAUCUGCCACCACAAGCGCUCGGUGUCCAUGACGUCGCUGCCGCUCUACAACCGGCAGGUGGCCGACUCCUGCAUCGUGCGCGUCAGCGUCGACCUCGGACACAACAACGGAAACAUGUACAAGAGCAUCCUGCUCACCAGUCAGGACAAGACGGCUCAGGUGAUCCGGCGGGCGCUGGAGAAGCAUCACCUGGAGCACAUGAGCCAGCAGGACUUCACCCUGACGCAGGUCAUCUCCCCGGACAGAGAGCUGCUGAUCCCGGACAAAGCCAACGUCUUCUACGCCAUGUCCACCACGGCCAACUACGACUUCGUGCUCCGGCAGUACCACCGGAACCAGAAGAAGCCUCUGAGGGGGACGGCCAGCCUGGGCCGCUUCACCAAGUAGACCCCAGACCCCCGACCCCCGACCCCCGACCCCUCACCCCUCACCCCUCCGACCCCCAGACCGCCUCCUGCUCCGAACUCUGGUUUGCUCAGUGGAAACCGAGGAGGAGCUGCUGAUGCACUUUAGAACCGCUGCUUUCAUCCUGCCGAGGAGCCGCAGAGCAAGAGAGAAACAUUCCUUGAAUAACAGCAGUGACCUAUUUUUUACUGAGAUAGAGCGAGAUGGGGGGGAGGGGUUGGGGGGGGGGGGCAACCUGUGUAUUUUAAAAAGGGAAUCGGGUUCAGUCGGUGAUAAAGUCACUGGAGCUGCCAGACAUCUGAGAGCAGGACGGCUGACGUGUGGAUCGAGACGCCCGGUGGCUUCAGAGCGGCGGACUGACGCUCGACUGGAAGGACGGCAUUCCUCAUGGGGGGGGGAGUUCACACUUCACCACUUCACGUCACAGUUUUAAUCAAAGAUUUCAGUCUGAACACGAAACCUUCCUGCUGAGUCGCAGGAGAAUCGUCGUUCUGCAGGCGACUCCAGAUUUUAUUUAUUUCCACUGUGAUUCACUUUAACGGCACCUUUUGUAUUUAAUGAAGAUCUUUGAGUCCCGACUCAGGAAAAAACCGUUUAAAAACGCCACAACAGAAAUUAUCUGAGGUUCAGAUGUUUGUGCCAAUUCGUAGAUUUUCUAUUUAUUUCUAUUUUGAUUCAUUCUGCACUUUCCGUUGCCUGCUGGGGGAAAAAUCAGCGACUCCUGAGUUUGAACAGACUUUAUUUUCACUCUGGCUUCUUUCACAAAGAACUCCUGAGGAUCAGAGGUGAAGCUUCUAUUUAUUUCCACUGUGAUUCACGUUUCAUUUGAUGAACUGAUUUUUGAGUCAUGACACCAAAAGAAAAGAAAGAAAUCACUCGAUCUUACCGCCUGUAAAUAUUUUAGUCUUAUUUUUUGAAGAGUAUUGAAAAUGUCGACACUGGAUUUUUUCUUUUUAAUUUGCGUUCAGCAGGUUAGUUUUGUUCUGCUGCUGCUUUAAGAUGUCGAUGCAGAUCAUCUGGCUGAUCUGAGUCGAUACGGAUCACAUUCGCUGUCCUGAAGCUCCGGGAGGUUUUUACACAAUGAGGAGACACUGCGGAGGAUUCUGGGAUUCAGAGCCUUGCUCAAGGGCACACAUGUUGAAAGCGUCCUUCAGAAUCUGCACCUCCAUGAUCUCCUGCAGACGCCAAACCAGAAGGAAUAAAUGCUUUUAUAAAGAUCAGAAACUUCCUGUUUGACUGUUUUCUGAAGGUUAUUCUGAUAAGAGAUGAGGUUUGGAAAAAGUGUUAUGCAGACGUGUGUGAGUUUGAUUACUUGAGUUCCCUCAGGGGGAAAUUCUUGAAAUUCGGGACAACUUUCACCAUUUGGAGGUCUCACUAUUUAAUUUUCCCCGUUUCUUCCUGAUGCAGUGAAACUGAAGCUGGUAUUGAUGAUAACAUGAUGACACUUGAUGGGUUAAAUAUCUGGAUUUUCUAUGGAUGGAAAAACGCUGUGGGUGAACCAGGUCACUGAUUAUCAGUCAGUGUUCAGUCUGUCUGGAGGAGAGGGUCAGGUUUUGUAAAGGUUGUGCUGCCCCCUUGUGGACAACAGGAGGAAAAACACCAUGAAAUCACUUUUUUUAGAUCACCUGUGGUUUAAAAAAAUCUGAAGAUAUUACAACAAGAUUGAA